Molecule: messenger RNA, 1257 nt
Organism: Euleptes europaea (tarantolino)
Lineage: Eukaryota; Metazoa; Chordata; Lepidosauria; Squamata; Sphaerodactylidae
Product: galactosylceramide sulfotransferase-like
Exons: 2
Coding region: 1-1257 (418 amino acids)
Biological process (GO): glycolipid biosynthetic process
Cellular component (GO): membrane
Molecular function (GO): galactosylceramide sulfotransferase activity
Source: RefSeq, a predicted model, not a curated record
AUGAACUGUUUCUGGCUACCUUUUGCCAUCUGGAAGCGCCGCUCCUGGCUGGUGGCUGGCCUCUUGCUCCUUUUGCUGCUGCUGCUCCGGCACUUGGCCAUGCAUGAAAGACUGAAGAGCAAUCCUAGAGAAAAGCUGUUCCACCUCCACCAGAAGACCGCUUUCCCCCACUCUUUCGCCAAGGCGUGGGGCUCGGGAAAGGCCGGCUUGGAAAAGCAGGGGGGGCCCAACAUCGUCUUUCUGAAGACCCACAAGACGGGCAGCAGCACUGUGCAAAAUAUCCUUUUCCGCGCUGGCGAGCAGCGCAACUUGACUGUGGCCUUUCCCCGUUACUCCUACCAGUUUGCGUACCCUGAGCACUUCUCCAGGGACUUUGUGGAAGACCUCCCGCCGAGGGCCGCCCGUUUCAACUUGCUGUGCAGCCACAUGCGACUGGACGCGGGGGAAGCGCGGGCCGUCGUGCCCCCUCCGGCCGUCUUCCUCACCAUCCUGCGCGACCCCGCGCGGACCUUCGAAUCCGUCUUCCACUACUAUCGGAACAUUGUGCCCGCCUUCCAGCCCCUGUCCAACCACUCCAAGCCGUUGCUUGCUUUCCUCGAGGCGCCCCACCGAUACUACAACGCUCAGGACGUCAGCAACGGGCUCGCCAGGAACCCCAUGACCUUUGACCUGGGCCUGAACACGAGCCAGGAAGCAGCGCCGAGCGACCGGUGGGCGAGCGAACUGGAACGGCUCAACCGGACCUUCCAGCUGGUGAUGAUCGCGGAACAUUUCGACGAGUCCUUGCUUCUCGCGCGGGAAUUGCUGGGGCUGGGCAUGGACGAGCUGAUGUACGUCCGGCUGAAUGUCCGUCACAAGGAGGAGGAGCCAAUGGCCAGGGAACUGGUGCAGAAAAUCCAGGCCUGGAAUUGGGUCGACGUGCAACUCUAUAGGUUUUUCCAGAGUGUCUUCUGGCGCAAGGUGGAGCGCUACGGCUACGUGCGCAUGAAGCGGGAGUUGGCCGCCUUCCGGGCCCUGCUGCGGAAGGCCGCAGGGAAGUGUCUGGCCGGGGAACCGGUUGGCCCGGAGGUCAUGGCGGACGAGCUGCGGCCCUGGCAGCCGGGAAGCGUCACCAUCCUGGGCUACAAUCUCAGGCAGAACCUCACCUCUGACCAAUACAGAGACUGCUUCAGAAUGGUCCUGCCCGAACUCCAGUAUCAUGCUUACCUCUAUUACAGGCAAUACGGAAGGGACAUGCGCCCCCUUCCCACUGCGUGA